GUACAGUUCUCCGGGCGUCAACGCAAACUUUACAUAACACCGUCACCAAUGUCGCACCGGUACAUGAUGUGGUGUGCUCUGCGUUCGUAUCGAAUCGCGGGCUCGAUCCAGCAUUACAGACCCCAUACUGCCUGCGAUGCCGGUAGUAGGUGCGCUUUCUCGUCACAAGACGCCGGCGAUGGCGAUCCGCCGGCAACGGCCACGGAUCCGCCGUCCAGCAGGAAAACGUUCGUCCGCAACGCGACGAUACUGGUGCAGCAAGGGUGCGACAUUCAGGAGCUACCGGUCGUGGUUCGUAAAAUCGGAGAGGACGAGUUCGUGUCGUUCGUUUCGGAUAAAAUUAUUCGACCUCCUGCGCCAGAACGGGCCAAUGCGAAGGAAGGACUAGACUGCUCCAAACAACAAUCAUCACCCGUUUCGGAGGCCGAAGCAGAGGCAAUCAAAUGCAUCGACAAGUGUCACUCGAUAAAGGGUGUGCUGACGGUCUGGGACGAGUGCCGUGACGGCCCCGGGCCAGACGUGGCCAUUCGGGCGCUGGAGAAGAUUUUAAAGGUGGGCAAUUUGCUCGAACUGAAAGAGCUGGAGGAGGCCAACCGAUUUGAGGGUCUCGUUAACGCCAUCGUGUACCACGCGGACGCCAAAGCCAUUCUCGAUCUGUUGGAUGAGCUGCGAAGCUACCUGGAGCUGCCGAAAACGAUCGAUAUGCUGGGCAAUGAGCUGGUAUACCGGUGCUCCGAGAACACGCUCACAAUCGAAGAGUGUUGCGACGCGAUCGAAGUCCUGACCCAGUGCCGCCGGCCGGAGAUGGUGGAGAAGUUCUGGAGCGGCAUCGCCGACCAGGAAAAGUCCAUCACGGAGCGCAACGUUCACUUUGUGUUCACCAUGUUGCCGUGUCUGAAGGUUAGCCGUCGGGCGGUGUUGGCCGUGUUGGAGCGCCGCAUCACGGUGCUCUGGUGGCAGAUGUCGCCGAACGCCACAAUCGAGGUGCUGCAGUCACUGGUUGUCUGCAAGCUGUCCCCGUAUCGUGUCACGCAAGCACUGGCACGAUGGCUCAACACCAACAUUCACGCGGUGGCCGAAGAUGAGCUGGGCGCAGUGUUGGAGGCGUUCACGAAUCUGGGCUACUCGGAUGCGCAGAUCGAGCGCGCCUUGGAGCGGUACGUGAGGGCGAAGGGCGUCAAAAUUGCGUCGCAAAACCUGAUCGUGACCAUCCUGCAGCACUGCCAGGAGUUCCGGCUGCGCAACGCCCACAUCUUGAACGGGUGCAGUGAGUUUUUUAUCGCCAACUACGCCCUGCUGGAGCCGAGCCACGUGCGCGCCUUCUUCUAUCCGUUCGGGGCGCUCGAUUUUGUGCCCGCCAAUGCGAUCAAGUUCUUCGACACGAUCAACAUGUUUGUCGAUUUGCACUUCGGCAAGAUCCCGCCGACCGAUGUGAUCGACAUCAUGUUUACGUACCUCUGCCUGGAACGCUAUCCGCUCAACUUUGUCAACCGGAUCUUCAACCCAUACUUUCUCGACGUGCUGCACGCCAAAACCCGCCCGGAUCGGUUGGAUACCGUGCGAGGAAAACUGAAGGUGUUCGACACGGGGCUGACACUCGAAUGUGCGGACUACGAUGGUCCGUUAUUGCCCCGUGACCAUUCGGCCAAGGCCGUGUUUCACGAUGGGCGAAUCAAGCGCAUCGUCAACUACAUCACGACCGAACUGGAGGAGUUAGCCGGAGGACCGGAGUGUAUGACAAAGUUCUCCGUCCUGCAGCAUCUGCCCGUAAACUCGCUGUAUCUGGUCGAUAUCAUAUUCCAUCCGGCGGGUUUGGGAAACGUCUUCUCGAUGAACACGAUGAAGGAGCGCAACAUUAAUGUGGCAGUGCUGGUGCACCUGCCCGAGUGCUUUGAUAGCACCGGGAAGUAUCUGAGUGGCCCGCAGGUCAUGCGAAUACGGCACCUGCGGCGCCUCGGGCUGAAGGUUGUCUCACUACGGUUCGACGCACUCUACCGGCUAAAGAUACACCCGAAGGAACUGCGCCGCUAUCUGGUGGAGCGAAUGAAGUGCGCCCUGGAUGCGUUACCACCUCCCGACGAGAACCGUGACCCGGCCGGCGGGACGCCGUAAGGAUCAUAGGAUGGCGAGAAGGCAUCGUGUGAUAUGAACCUUGUUAGUAAGUCAUAGUCAUUAAAACCACUGUACGGCUGUUCCAAAGAUUAAAUGAACUGAUGACACUACAGUAAGAAAACAAAAACACAAAUACAACAAAUAAUUUACAAAUCGCCACGCCGUCUGGGGUAAAUUGUAGUGUUUUUGAAAAGAGUGCUGAACCGUCGGAUUAGAAAUCGUCAAGUCUGUCGGAGAACGCUGUGCUUCACGUACUUAAUUUGCAAUUUAUUAAAAUAAUUUAAACUUAGUUCUCAGUUAAUACUUACAGUACA
Messenger RNA from Anopheles bellator, 2426 nucleotides. RefSeq names its product FAST kinase domain-containing protein 3, mitochondrial-like. Gene Ontology annotation, cellular component: mitochondrial matrix; ribonucleoprotein granule; Holliday junction helicase complex. Gene Ontology annotation, molecular function: ATP binding; four-way junction helicase activity; RNA binding. Gene Ontology annotation, biological process: mitochondrial RNA processing; DNA recombination; regulation of mitochondrial mRNA stability. The record is from RefSeq and is a predicted model, not a curated record. Lineage: Eukaryota; Metazoa; Arthropoda; Insecta; Diptera; Culicidae. Bases 49 to 2112 code for a protein of 687 amino acids. The transcript has a single exon.